This is a messenger RNA of Cuculus canorus (common cuckoo), 4590 nucleotides long. It is a transcript of the gene SRP68, whose product is annotated as signal recognition particle 68. The coding region runs from base 65 to 1903 and encodes 612 amino acids. The transcript has 16 exons. Gene Ontology annotation, cellular component: signal recognition particle, endoplasmic reticulum targeting. Gene Ontology annotation, molecular function: signal recognition particle binding; 7S RNA binding; endoplasmic reticulum signal sequence receptor activity. Gene Ontology annotation, biological process: SRP-dependent cotranslational protein targeting to membrane. Lineage: Eukaryota; Metazoa; Chordata; Aves; Cuculiformes; Cuculidae. The record is from RefSeq and is a predicted model, not a curated record.
CCAGACCGGCCUCUUCUCUCCUCCCCUCCCCUCCCCCCUGUGCCGCGCGAGGCCUGGGCCCGAGAUGGCGGCGGAGCGGGGCGGUGGCGGCCGUGGGGCUGGAGCGGGCGGCGAGGAGAACAAGGAGAGCAAGGAGAGCAAGGAGAAUGAGAGGCCGGUGGGGCUGCAGGCCGGCAGCCUCGGCGACAGCCUGGGCCUGGAGAUCCUUCAGAUUGUGAAGGAGUCUCAGCAGCAGCACGGUUUACGUCAUGGAGACUUCCAGAGGUACAGGGGUUAUUGCUCCCGUAGGCUGAGGCGGCUCCGAAAAACUCUGAACUUCAAGAUGGGAAACAGGCAUAAGUUCACUGGGAAGAAAGUAACUGAAGAGAUUCUCUCAGACAACAGGUAUUUACUGCUGAUUCUGAUGGAUGCAGAGAGAGCCUGGAGUUACGCCAUGCAGCUGAAGCAGGAAGCAAACACAGAGCCUCGCAAAAGAUUUCACUUGUUGUCUCGCUUGCGUAAAGCUGUGAAGCAUGCUGAAGAGCUGGAGCGUUUGUGUGAAAGUAACCGAGUGGAUGCCAAAACAAAGCUGGAAGCUCAGGCGUACAUGGCUUACCUGACAGGAAUGCUACGCUUCGAACACCAGGAGUGGAAAGCAGCAAUGGAGGCUUUCAACAAGUGCAAGACCAUCUAUGAAAAACUGGCCAAUGCUUUCACAGAAGAACAAGCCAUACUGUAUAACCAGCGCGUGGAAGAGAUCUCUCCCAACAUUCGCUACUGUGCCUAUAAUAUUGGUGACCAGUCUGCCAUGAAUGAGUUGAUGCAGAUGAGACUGAGGUCUGGUGGCACCGAAGGUCUUCUUGCAGAAAAACUGGAGGCACUGAUUACUCAAACUCGAGCAAAGCAGGCAGCUACAAUGAGUGAGGUGGAGUGGAGAGGAAGAACUGUUCCAGUGAAGAUAGACAAAGUGAGGAUCUUCUUGCUGGGGUUGGCCGACAACGAAGCAGCAAUUGCUCAGGCAGAAAAUGAGGAGACAAAGGAACGUUUGUUUGAAUCUUUACUCGGUGAGUGUAGAGAUGCCAUUCAGGCUGUUCGGGAAGAGCUGAAACCAGACCAGAAGCAGCGGGAGCACUCUCUGGAAAACGAUUCUGGGAAGGUGUCCAACAUCCAGUAUUUACACAGUUAUUUGACUUACAUCAAGCUGUCAACAGCCAUCAAGCGCAAUGAGAGCAUGGCAAAGUCUCUGCAGAAGGCAGUGCUGCAUCAGCAGAGGUCAGAAGAGGAUGGCAAGCGUACACCACGGCCUCAGGACCUGAUCCGUCUCUACGAUAUCAUUCUGCAGAACCUUGUGGAACUGACACAGCUUCCUGGCCUAGAAGAGGACAAGAACUUCCAAAAAGAGAUUGGAUUGAAGACGCUUGUGUACAAAGCUUACAGGUGUUUCUUCAUUGCACAGUCCUAUGUCCUGGUGAAGAAAUGGAGUGAAGCUCUUGUUUUAUAUGAAAGAGUGCUGAAAUAUGCCCGGGAAGUUCAGUCAGGAGCUGGAGCUUAUACUAACAGGUUGAAGGAGCUGCCUGAUGUUCAGGAUCUGAUCACUCAAGUGAAUGCAGAGAAAUACUCCCUGCAAGCAGCAGCUAUAUUAGAUGCAAAUGAUGCUCAUGAGACUGAGUCUCCAUCUCAGGUCAAGGAUGGCAAGCCACUCUCCGAACGGUUUGAGACUUUCUGUCUGGAUCCUUCUCUUGUCAGCAAGCAAGUCAGCCUUGUGCACUUCCCUCCAGGCUUCCAGCCCAUCCCAUGCAAACCUUUGUUCUUUGACCUGGCCCUUAAUCAUGUUGCUUUCCCACCUCUGGAGGACAAGGUGGAGCAGAAGGCCAAGAGUGGCCUCACGGGAUACAUAAAGGGCAUCUUUGGAUUCAAAAGUUAACCAGGACCCCCUGAGGAAGUUUUAUUUGGUAUUGAAGGAAAAGCUCCAUGUGGUUCUAGAACACAAGUAUCUGCACCCGAAACCAACAGAGGGAGGUUUUACCAUCUUCUUCCCUGUCUUCUGUGUCUUUGUCUGUGCACGUACAUUCUCUGCCAGUGUAUUAAAGACAAACAACCUAUUCUGAAACAUACAUACGCUAUAUAUAGCUGAAAUUAAUCUGGAGCACAGAGAAAUUCCAUUCUGCUUGGAGAAGUUGGAGCUUGCUUUGUGACCAGUGGCCUGUUUGUGGGUGGGACACAUCUGCUUGCCAUGGACCAGGGCAUAGGCAUAACGUGACUCCUUCUCCCAUCCCAUUAUUUGAUGCUACAAUUUGGUAUUUUGGUCUAGAAAUCUGGGUGUGGUGUGGAAGCAGAGGCAAAAGUGGAUGCAGAACUAAACAAGCAAGGUGAGGCUGCCUACAGGAAGACUAUGAAACCGUAGCUGCAGGGGUUCACUUCUCCUCUUUGGACUCACAGAGGCCUCUGUUUUUUAAAAACAUAACAUUCGGAAGUGACAAAAUGGAGCCUCUUUCCUUAUCAAUAAGCGUGGCAAAUACCAAACAUUAAUGGUUACCCCAGUUGUUCUGGAACAUAACCUGAAUUUGUACUCUGGGCCGAUGGAAUCCUUCUUUAUUGAUCUGUGUUUUGUUUAGUACCUGAAUACAGUAUAGAACCUAUUCCUAUAAGGCUUUUCCUGGGAAACUGGCUUCAUGGGUGGCUUUAGAAACACCUGCGUGGUCUUCAUGGGAAGUUGGGUCUCUCGGUGUUCAUUUUGUUGCUGAUCUAAACCUUACCUGAAAACAAGGUGAUCUUUUUCUGGAGCAAUCUGUUGCCUUUCUCUCAUCCUUGGUCAGUAGAUAUGCCUGAAAUGAGGAAUAAGCAGCAGGGAGGUAGUAGGUUCUUGAGCGAUCAAUUUCUGCCAUGCCAAACAGCUUUUUUUUUUUUUUUUUUUUUUAAUAAAGCGCCCAGGUGCUAUUGUGAUCAGCACUUUAAAAAUGCGGGUAAUUUCAUAAUAGUGAUCAUUUAAACGGCGGGCAAGGGGAGAAAAGCUCAGCACAUGAGCAGAACUGUUCUUAAAUAAAGCAUUUGGAAGUUUCCACCAGUAAUGUUUGGGUUUCACUUGGUCUGUAGCUGUGAGCUUAAACAGCAGUUUUUUCUGUCUGCCUUAACGCUUCUGCACCUCUUGGCUUGACUUUGCGUUGUUGAUCUCCAGUUCUAGGCACUGGAGUUAACAAAGGGGAGACAAGAACUGUUUUACAUGAUCACAUUGUUGUGAGAAUUUUUAAGGCAAGGUGUGCAUCAUAUGAAUGGGGGGAAUUAUCAACUCCAGUUAUUUUAAUAUGAAUGUUCGCUGUUUUAUUCCACAUUGAUCUGAUUUGUGAGUUCUCAAAGAUCAAAGCAGCUUUCAAGAGGAUUCUUCAGAAAGAGGUGAGACAAGGAGGAGGAACUUCUCGUUUGUGUUAAAUUUUUGUGACAUGGAAACAAAAUGUGAAUUUCUGGUGUUCUAACUUAAUUCUAUUUGCCCUUGGGUACCAGGAGGACUUUGCAAGAGAAAGGGAAGGUGUAGGGCUGAGAGAAAUGUGGCAGACUGUUUGUUUAUUCAUCUGAUCAGAAAAGAUCGUGCAGUAGGCAGUGCUGGCACCAGCUGGGUGAUUGGCGUCACGGUGCCUGUUUCUCUGAGCUGCUCUCUCCUUUUCAGCUUUUAUAUCAAAUCACUUCCAGAACUGCUCUGCUGUUUGGUUUGUAAACCAAACUCCUUUCUGCAUUCUUACCACAAAUCUUUGUGGCUUCCUGGGUUGAUUCCAGUGAAACUUGUACUGCUGCCACUUCCUAAUCAUUUACUGUUACAAAGAGCAAGAGCAGUUGGCCUGUAUGUUAAACAUCUUUUGACUGGUAACUGAUUAGUUGAACACAGAUAAGAAAUCUGAAAACAAUAAAGCUUUAUUCCUGACUUGUGAGGCAUGUAGUUUAUGCCAGGCAUUGAGAACACCAAGCACUCUGCCUCCAAAGCAUUCAGAGGAUCAAGGUCACACCAUCACCCAAGGCUACUUAACCCCUGGAGGAUAGCCAGGGAGAUCUGGAGGAGAAUCUUCUCCCGGAGGGCUUGGAUAAGGAAACGCAUGAGUCUCAGAGGUAACUUGGCUGAUAUGGUGUGAUGUUAAUGGAAAGCGAGUUAAGUGGGGUCUGUUAGCAAUGUAGAAGGCACUAAUGAGGCCCUAGGAAAAACUAAAAAUGUCAAAAAGGGUGGGGAAAAAAUACUGUUAAUCAAGUCACCUGUGUAGUGGAAACCAGACUCAAAGUUUAUUGAGGCUUUUAGCCCUGCAAUAUUACUUGGAAUGCAAAGGUGAGGCUCAGACAGCAGUGGUUGUGAGGGAGUAGCACAGGCAGGUGAAGUGUCUGGUGGACUUAGGAUUCCCCUGGGACUGCUCAGUGUUUGUUGUGCCUGAAACAGCUGGAGCAAGAUGCAGAGCACUGGUGCGUGGUGCCUGGAAACCUGCUUCCUUACUGCUCUGUUCUUUCAUUAGGCUGCACUGUUUGCUCUCUUUCCAUUAAUUAAUUGGCAAGUAGGCCACAUGGUUGCCUUCAAACAGGAAGCUCUGGCAGAAUGGUCAAGGUUAUUGCUUUCAAUCAACUUUUCCUACGGAUUAU